AUGCAUAGAGUCGGCUUGAAACAAUGGGGCUUCAAGGGAAACGAUAAUUUGAAAGCGGCCGAAUCUGGUAUCACUAUACGAGGCGUUGUUAACGAUAUCAAGUCGAAUCUCAAUUCAUCGGAUUCGAGGCCCGUUAUUCAUCUUGGCAAUGGAGAUCCUUCUUCUUUUUGUGGCUUUCGAACCACUUCGAUAGCUGAGGAUGCUGUAGAAGCCUCUUUGCGAUCUGCUAAAUUUAAUGGUUAUGCUCCCUCUGUUGGCCUUCUACCCGCUAGAAAUGCUGAUUUUUUAUUUUUAUUUUACAAAUAUAGGGCGGUAGCUGAGUAUCUAUCGAAGGAUCUUAAAGACAAGAUAACAUCAAAUGAUGUUUAUCUAACAAUUGGUAGCUCACAAGCAAUUGAAGUUAUAUUAUCAGUACUUUCAUGUCCAAAAGCAAACAUCCUUCUUCCAAGACCAGGCUACCCCAUGUAUGAAGCCCAUUCAGCAAUAUGUCAUCUUGAAGUUCGUCAUUUUGAUCUUAUACCAGAGAAAGAUUGGGAGGUUGAUCUUGAUCAAGUUGAAAAUAUUGCAGAUGAAAACACUGUUGCUAUUGUUAUUAUUAAUCCUGGAAAUCCUUGUGGAAAUGUCUUCACAUACCAACACUCGAAAAAGAUUGCUGAGACGGCACGAAAAUUAGGAAUAUUGGUAAUUGCUGAUGAAGUCUAUGGUCAUCUUGCAUUUGGGAGUAACCCUUUUGAACCUAUGGGAAAUUUUGGUUCGAUUGCGCCCGUGAUUACGGUUGGCUCAAUAUCUAAGAGGUGGAUAGUUCCCGGUUGGCGGUUAGGUUGGCUCGUGACGAAUGAUCCACAAGGCAUUCUUAAAAAACAUGGGAUUAUUGAUUCUAUUAAUGGAUUCAUGAAUAUUUCUUCUAAUCCAACAACUCUUAUUCAGGGAGCUCUUCCUCAAAUCCUACUUAGGACAAAUGAUGAUUUCUUUUCUAAUAUUAUUGAUAUCUUGAGAGAAGCAGCAAAUGUUUCCUAUCAUUUUAUAAAGAAUAUUCCUAGCAUCACUUGUCAUAACAAACCAGAAGGCUCCAUGUUUAUAAUGGUGAAAAUCGAUGUGUCGAUGCUAGAUGACAUAUUGGAUGACAUGGAAUUUUGUACAAAACUAGCUAAUGAAGAAUCUGUAGUGAUUUUACCAGGAGUUGCGGUGGGAUUGAAGAACUGGUUGCGGAUAUCAUUAGCCAUAGAUCCAGAAUCUCUUAUAGAAGGCCUUGGCAGAUUGAAAGAGUUCUGCAUGAGACAUGCCAAAAAGAAAUGA
Impatiens glandulifera is the source of this 1296-nucleotide messenger RNA. Its product is annotated as tyrosine aminotransferase-like. The transcript has 7 exons. Gene Ontology annotation, molecular function: pyridoxal phosphate binding; transaminase activity. The record is from RefSeq and is a predicted model, not a curated record. Bases 1 to 1296 code for a protein of 431 amino acids. NCBI's taxonomy places the organism in Eukaryota, Viridiplantae, Streptophyta, Magnoliopsida, Ericales, Balsaminaceae. Gene Ontology annotation, biological process: amino acid metabolic process; biosynthetic process.